Vairimorpha ceranae is the source of this 483-nucleotide messenger RNA. RefSeq lists its product as hypothetical. The coding region runs from base 1 to 483 and encodes 160 amino acids. The record is from RefSeq and is a predicted model, not a curated record. The transcript has a single exon. NCBI's taxonomy places the organism in Eukaryota, Fungi, Microsporidia, Nosematidae.
AUGGAUAAUAUUCUUUCUCAAUUAAGAAAAUCAACACAAAAAGUACAAAAUUCCAAUUCAGAACGAAAAAAGGAAACUAAUAAUAAAGAAGAUGAUAGUACCAUUUUGGAACUUCCUUCUACAUCUGAAGGAGAUUCUUCUGCCGUAACUCCAUUUACAAUUAUGAAAUUAGAUUUUAAAAGGUUAAAAUGCCUUAGUGGAGAAAUAACUGUAUCAGAAAUUUUAGAAUUUAAGGAGUACAAAAUACAUCAAAUGGUUGUUGCACUUGUAAAAAAAAUAGAGAAAUAUUCUAGUGAAAUUUGCUAUAUCGAAUUAAUAGACGAAACUGGAUGUAUAGGCUGCUCCUGCAUGUACAAGCUUGUAAUUGAACAUGACAUUAAAAUCGGCAGUAUAUUAAAAGUUAAAGGAGUAAGUUUGUGGAAAAUAGAGGUUAAUCAUAUUAAUUUAGUUGAAGAAAAUAUUGUACAAAUUGUUAAUGAUUAA